Molecule: messenger RNA, 1629 nt
Organism: Limanda limanda (common dab)
Lineage: Eukaryota; Metazoa; Chordata; Actinopteri; Pleuronectiformes; Pleuronectidae
Product: meiotic recombination protein REC8 homolog
Exons: 17
Coding region: 1-1629 (542 amino acids)
Biological process (GO): synaptonemal complex assembly; replication-born double-strand break repair via sister chromatid exchange; mitotic sister chromatid cohesion
Cellular component (GO): synaptonemal complex; cohesin complex
Molecular function (GO): protein binding; chromatin binding
Source: RefSeq, a predicted model, not a curated record
AUGUUUUACUACCCCGCGGUGCUAACGCAUCAGACCGGAUGUUUCUCUACAAUCUGGCUGGUGGCCACCAAAGGGAUCCGAGUUACUCGCCGAGAUUUCCUAAAAGUGAACGUCAAAAGCACAUGCGAUGACAUCAUGAAUUACGUGCUGCAGCUAGUCCCGCCUCCUCGACCUGGUCUGCCCCGACCUCGCUUCUCCCUCUACCUGUCCUCCCAGCUGCAGUACGGCGUCAUCAAGGUCUACCAUCGCCAGUGUGCUAUUCUCCUCGAGGAAGUUCACACCAUCGUGGGUAAGCUGGUGAAACACAAGAAGUCCAAGGAAAUUGAUCAAGAGGAGCAGAACAGACAAGCUCUGCUGCUCCCGGAUGGUCUGUCUCUCAUGGAGGAGGCAGAGGGAGCUCUGGAUCCUUUAUUCGGAGUCAUGAUCAUGCAGGAGGCCAUGCCGAGUCCCGGUGCACUGAUGCAGAUUGGAGAGGAUGCUGCACAGGACAUUGGCAUGACUUCAUCUCCAGACUCCAUCACCCUCAGAGAGCCGGCGCCUCGCUUCAUCCCCAUUCCAGAGUUUGAGGGGGUGGAGCUUGCUGAUCAGGAUCUAGAUACUGUUGACUUACUCAUGGCCGAAGCAGAUCACUUUCCAGAAGGUGUAUUACAGCCCACCGUUCUCUCCGGUGAGGAACCGACGUUGUUGCCUAAGGAAGAGCCUGCCGUGUCAGAGGAGAGGCCGGGACCCCCCCGAGGCCACAUCACCCCCGUGUCUGGGCCCGUCCUCCCGCCGCCGCCGCCGUCGUCCAGAGUGAAAGGUGCGAGGUCCCGCUGGAGGUUCCAGGAAGUGCCCCCUCCAGAGGUGAAGAGGAGGCGGAGGAAGAGGCAGCUGGUCUUCUUCGACCCAGAGACGCAGAUCCCCCAGGGGGCGCUGCAGCAGCAGAUCGACAACCCUCUGAUUGAGACCAGACGUGCACCUCGCCCAACGCCCUCGUCCCUCGAGACUCGCUCUGCUGCUGAUCUCCUCAACAACCCCUGCACCUUCUUGCCUGAAGAGGUGCUGUCUCUAUGGCAACAGGCGGCGUAUAUCACGCCAAUCUCCGGCUCGGACCUGCAGGUCGGGGAGAGAGGGCCCGAUUCCACGGACUCUGAGAAAGAGAGAGAUCGAGAGAUGGUGGAGGUGUCAGAGAGAGAGGAGGAGAGACUGGAGCUCAGCCGCAGAGAGGUCCAGAGAGAUUUGGAAGAACAAGAGAAUGAUAUUUCAGGCCUGGGUACGCUAAGCCUGGAGGGCUCCGACCAAAGGGAGAGAUCUCGAGAGAUCUCGCCCAUGCAAACAUCGGAGAAAGAAGGGUCCAUUGUCUCCAGGUCUGUUUCAGUACUGCAGGACAUCCCAGAGGUGGUGGACGAGUUUCUGGAGAGAUCAGCGGCAGAGUCUCCAGGGUUGUUGCCGGAUGAGGAUGAAUCUGCACCUGUGCUUUUUCAGUCUCUCCUGCCGCCAGAGGCUGACCGCCGGACUGUCAGCAUCAUUUUUCAGAAGCUCCUGGGGAUUGCCUCGGCCAGGAAAGUGCGUGUGAAGCAGCGGAAACCUUACGACGACAUUUGGAUAACACCUGGAUCCAACUACAGAGAUGUGCUGCAGACUUUGUAA